Messenger RNA from Clavispora lusitaniae ATCC 42720, 2064 nucleotides. It is a transcript of the gene RFX1, whose product is annotated as Rfx1p. Gene Ontology annotation, biological process: regulation of transcription by RNA polymerase II. Gene Ontology annotation, molecular function: DNA-binding transcription factor activity, RNA polymerase II-specific; RNA polymerase II cis-regulatory region sequence-specific DNA binding. The record is from RefSeq and is a predicted model, not a curated record. Lineage: Eukaryota; Fungi; Ascomycota; Pichiomycetes; Serinales; Metschnikowiaceae.
AUGGCCUCCCCUUGCAUUCCUCUGCAUUCGUCGCUGAACGGAUCGCCCCAGCCGCUCACGACUCCGCUUGACCCCCAUGUCCCCGAUUCGUUCCACCUCCAGCAUUUCGGUUCAGACGCCUUCCCCUCGGGCCCCUUGGCGCCCCUGCGUUUGCCGGCUCCGCAUCACAAUUUGCAGCCCGAGCACAGUUUGCAGCCCGAGCACAGUUUGCCGCCCGAACAAAGUUUGCCGCCCGAACACCCUUUGGCACCGCCCCCUGACGGGGGUUUUCCCGCGCCGCAUUCCGAAGUGCCCGACGGGCAUUUCGCGCGCGACCGUUUUUCGCCUGCCCCCGAGGACGACUUUGAGCGCGCCUUGACCCGCCUAGCCACAGACGCUGCCCCAUGGUCGCUUGCCCAAUUGGCCCACAAAAUCAAGUUGGCCGCUGCGGGCCACACCAACGACCCAUUUUUGGCAGCCAUUUCCUCUCCGCACGACUCCAAACAUGACAGAGCGCCCCACGUUUUUGGCUUGGUCUGGAUCCAGCGCUCUUGCGAGCACGCGCCCGCCGCCGUGGUGCCGCGCACCAGAGUAUACGCGCGCUACGUCCAGCGCUGCGCAGACCUCGCCUUGCACCCACUCGCCCCGGCGCUUUUUGGCCGCCUUGUCCGAGUAGCCUACCCAAACUUGACAAUCCGCCGUUUGGGCGUCCGUGGCAAAUCGAAAUACCACUACUGUGGCGUUCGCUUGGUGGAUGAACGCACUUCCGCCAAUCUGCCUCACGGCUCCGCCAACCUGCCUCACGGCUCUGUCGCCUCCCUGCAUUGCUUGCCUGGCUCUCUGCAUGGCUUUGCACCUACACCCCAUGGGUUGGCUGCAUCGCCCCAUUUGGCUGCUUCCCCCCGCUUUUCGCCAUUGGCUGAUUCGCCCCUGCUGCACGCAUCUCCCUCGGUGGCCGCAAGCCCACGUGCCAUGUUGGGCACCCCGGUCAGCUCGGCGCCUGUGCCCGAAGCGCUUCCAACCCGUCUCCGGUAUGUGCCUGGACUCUUCGCCGCUCUCGACCAUGCUGUCGCUACUCAGAUCGCUGCCCCAUUGACGUUGCCCACUAUAUACCCAUACUUGGCCAAACUGGCCGAUGUUGACUGCGACGUGGCAGAUACUUUGCAUCUGUUGUACCGGGUGCACUGCUCCUCUCUCUUUGACCUGAUGCGCUACAUGGAUGUGGACCGCAUGUUUGCCCUUUUCCGCCUGUUUCCUACAAUCUUGACCGCGCCCGUCACAAGGCUCCUAGUGUCGGAACCGGCUGCUGCAUGGGUACGUGACUGUGACUUGGCUACUUACCGUGCCAUGGCCAAGAUGGUUGCUCGCUUACACCUGCAGCAUGUGCCGGCAGAGGUUCUUCGCCCGUUGCGACGUCUUGCAGCUGACUACACAGACAACUUGGCCACGGUGCUCCAGAGCAAAUUUCCUGCAGCUUUCACUGCCAUGAAGCUCUCGCUAGCCCGUCAAUUUGUCCUGCUUCUUCGUCGGCUUGUGCGGUGCAUUGAAACUGGUGUUUCGGCAGCUCGCAUCUUGGCCAAAGAGUCUGAGCGCCGUGCCAUGCUCCAGGACUGGUUGCGCUUGGACAUGAAUGACAUUGUCCUUCGCGAGCUUCCAUGUGCUCUUGACAAUCCAGAGAGUAUCAUGGAUGUGCUUGAAACCAGACUUCCUGACCUUUUCGAUGGUGAAAUUGGUGAUCGUGUGCUCGGCAAGUAUGCAGCGUUUUUGUUUGAGCUUCCUGCGCGAUUCCCAGGCACAAACCCUUGGCUUUUUUCUCUCGUCUGCUCCAAUUUCCUCACCACUUGUCUUCGGGAGAUGAGCUUGUGCGGCGCCCCCAGCUUUGGCUCGUGGUGGCUUGUGCGCUGCUGGGUAGAUGAGUACUUGGCCUGGUUUUUCGAGUUGGGGGGCUACCUCUACGACGACUUCCAUGGUGACACCGCCACUGACUAUGACCAGACCACAAGCGCAGACACGAGCAGCAAUCUCGAUGGCGAGAAGUUUGUCCGCUUGUUGGAAGGCUACGGUGUGCGCGAGUGGGCCUCAUGA